Messenger RNA from Pogoniulus pusillus (Red-fronted tinkerbird), 2664 nucleotides. RefSeq names its product zinc finger protein 706 (gene ZNF706). NCBI's taxonomy places the organism in Eukaryota, Metazoa, Chordata, Aves, Piciformes, Lybiidae. The record is from RefSeq and is a predicted model, not a curated record.
AAAGCAAUGCUACAAAUCAGAAAGAAGAGCUGUAAAAAUGGCCCUGGAUUGAGACACGUGGCCCACUGUGCUCGGCCUUUCAGUGCCAUGGCAGCUCACCUGCACCAGCCUGGGUAAUGCUUUGGUUUGCAUUUCUCAGAGCCUGUGUCAGGUUUCAGAUCUUGAAAAGAAAAACAACCUCCCUACAUUUUACUGAACCUGUGGGAAUAGAGGAAAAAGUUUCUAUGAACUAUAAGUGAAACAUUAAUUACUCUGACCACUGUAAACUUCAAAAGUACAUCUGGAUGCUUUGUAGGGGAAGCAGCUUGUCAACAGCCUAAUCACUGUGGUGCCUGCUUUAAGAACAGUGCUGCACCCUGAGGGGCUUUUACAUGGGGAAGAGCUCCGGCAGGUGUCUGCUGUGUGCUGCUACAGGAGCUGUAGGCCUGGGCAGAGCAGACAUGGCUCGUGGACAGCAGAAGAUCCAGUCGCAGCAGAAGAACGCCAAAAAGCAAGCUGAGCAAAAAAAGAAACAAGGGCAUGAUCAGAAGGCUGCAGCCAAGGCUGCUUUGAUAUACACCUGCACUGUCUGUAGGACGCAAAUGCCGGACCCCAAGACCUUCAAACAGCACUUUGAAAGCAAGCAUCCUAAGACUCCACUUCCUCCAGAACUGGCUGAUGUUCAGGCCUAAGGUUGUCUACAAAGUCAUUACCUUUAAUUUUCAUAUGAUUGUCUGAGAAAGGUGAAGUCGUGGCACCUAUUGACUCUUCUCCUGUCAGACCUUACAUAACAAACCUGCAGCUGCUUUUCUAAAACUGUUGAUCAGCAAAAAUGAAGGGGCUACGGAAACAUUCAUAUUUUAUGCUGUUCCCUCCUCGGGUUUCAUGCAAAGACAAUUCUGUGUAAAUGUACAGUUGUGCCUGUUUGGAAAUCCUGACAGAUCAGCCCAUACUUGUUAUAAAAAAUUUUUUACAAUUGUAAUUAUAUUGAUGUUGAUAUUGUGUAAAAUAACUCAUUUAAUAAAGUAGUACUUUGAUUGUACACUAGCACAGAUGGGAUCCUUGUAGAAGUUCUGCUUCAACUUUCUGCAUUACCUGCCUUACGAAACAAUAAAGCAAAGUGGAAUUCUCCCCAGGCCUGCCAGCAGGUGAGCAGUGUCAUUCCACUGACAUUAAUGUACAUUGCAGUGAGUGACUCUUUGGUGAGGGGAGCUGCUUGGAUUCUCUGUGCAGGGUGCCACCUGCUUCAGCCACUCAGCGGUGGCCGAGUGGUUUGGCUGAAAGCACAACAAACCCCCUAGAAGCUGCAUGAGGCUCACGAGGCUUCAUGCUAGGUGUUUGUCCUGUGCUUUGGAGUCUAGUGCUGCUGUAAGCCCUUUGGGCUGGGAUUCCAUUGCUGUGGGGAUCCUGUUCCUUCAGGUCCAGCCCUGAAGAGAGUCUGUUUGUCCUUCCUGUUUGGUAGGUGGCAAGGAAGCUGAGAGGUGGCAGGACUUGAGUGCUGCUGGCUAUACUGGCUUGAAAAAUGAUAAAUAAUAGGCUAAAGCAACUCUGCUGAAAAUGACAAAUGAUAGGCUAAAGCAACUCUGCUGAAAAUUUGGUUUGGAAAGAUUGUUUUUUAAUUCUGCUUUGAGGACUCAGCCAUACAUUCCCCUUGAAACGUGUCUGGUCAUUUCAGUGGCAACUCCAAGAAAUAUGCAAAGUAGCCAGCCAUUAAUAACCUUUCUUCACAACCAGCUUCAAAUAAGCCUCUUGGAAGAGAGCCAAAGUCACUAAAAUAACAUUGCUGCUUUAGGAAAUAGGAUGUCAUUAAAGUUGCAUUGACAAGAAGAAGCUGGAUAAUAGCUCUGUCCAAGUCUGAGCAGCUAAACUUAAUUCCCCUUCAAGUGUUCUGGGCUCAGUUUUAAUUCCAGAUGUACAGUACAAGAAACAUCCAAGUUGUGCUAGAAGGUCUGCCACAGAAAUCCCCUCUUCCGCCUUUGAAGGAGGUCUGCUGAAGAGCUCGAAGAGCUUGUGGUAGGAAGCACUGGAACUGCUGAGGUUAGAGCAGAUCCAGAGCUUGUGGCAGCCCAAGUGACACUACAACUGACCUUCAAAUAGCUCCUAAACUCUAGGACCAUAGUCUCAAAGACUGAUUCAUUUAAAAAAUGCACUUGGUAUUUAUUAUAUAAGGUCAAAGCCUUUGUCUUUGUCCACUCAGUUGCUCCUUACUGAACUACUUGUCUGAGACUGGCUUCCUGUCCUCUUUGCUGUGACAGUACCUCUGUAAAUACUGCUCUGGUAUAAGGUCCCUCUGUGCUGCAGUCACUCCAGGAUGACCUGUACACCACUCACCCUUCUCCAUCCUGUUCUCCUCUGAGAGUAGCCCAGGCUGCACUUGUACACCUGACAUGGGAAUGUAGCACUGCAUCAAGUUUCCUUUCGUGUUGCCCAUGCAUCGAUCCUGACAAACUGGCUCCCUCUUCACAAGAAGCCUGCUCUGACCUUUGUGCUGUAUGGGGAGAGGUACUGAAAUGUUCUGAUGCUGUAGCUGGGUGCAAAUGGAUAAAAGUGUUUGUUGCACUGACUGAUACCUGGUAAUUGGUUUUCUUUUGGGUGGUCUCCCUUUAGCCUGGUCCUGAGAUGCAGUGCCUGUCCUCUUUCCAUUCAGUGUGUGUAGCCUUCAAUAAAAAGGGUUUGUUUCAUAAA